Lachnellula hyalina is the source of this 648-nucleotide messenger RNA. RefSeq names its product Coiled-coil domain-containing protein (gene CCDC25). The coding region runs from base 1 to 648 and encodes 215 amino acids. The transcript is spliced from 5 exons. The record is from RefSeq and is a predicted model, not a curated record. Lineage: Eukaryota; Fungi; Ascomycota; Leotiomycetes; Helotiales; Lachnaceae.
AUGGUUUAUUACUUCACGUCCAAUGCGGUUUCCCCUAGUGCCUUCAUUUAUGUGGGAAAGGACAAGGUAGAAAAUGAGGAUCUCAUUAAAUUCGGCUUAGAAGAGGAUGUCUGGUUCCACGCCGACAAGCUUUCAAGCGCUCAUAUAUACCUUCGUAUGAAUGAGGGCAGUUCAUGGGAGUCUAUUCCAGAAGAGGUUCUGACAGAUCUGGCUCAACUCACCAAGGCAAACUCCAUCGAAGGACCAGGAAACAAGAAAGAUAAUGUUACGGUCAUCUAUACUCCGUGGGCGAACCUGAAAAAGGAUGGAAGUAUGGCUGUUGGUCAAGUGAGCUUCAAAGACCCACGAAAGGUGAAGAGAAUCAUCGUACCGCAGAGGGAGAACCCAAUCGUCAACCGUCUGAACAAGACAAAAGUGGAGAAAUUCCCAGACCUACAAAUGGAGAAAGAAGAGAAAUUGAAGGCGUUGAGGAAGAAAGACCAGUCCGCGAGAUUGGAGCGUAAAAAGGAAGAGUCUAGGAUUGCACAAGAGAGAAAGGACAAGAAGUGGCAAAAAGAACACGCUUAUGAUGAUCUUUUCACUGGGGAUGAUGAUCCUGAAGAGGCUAAUAACCAGGACAGAGAAGACCUGGAGGAUGAUUUCAUGUAG